Messenger RNA from Sphaeroforma arctica JP610, 698 nucleotides. RefSeq lists its product as hypothetical. The record is from RefSeq and is a predicted model, not a curated record. The transcript is spliced from 2 exons. The annotation marks the transcript as partial. NCBI's taxonomy places the organism in Eukaryota, Ichthyosporea, Ichthyophonida.
ACUGUUGCAGGCCUUCCUGACGAUCGACCGACCUGAGGCUGCCGUCGAGCAACUAGAAUGGUACGGCACCCACUGCGGCGACUACGGUGGUAGACUCACCACUGAGCUGUUUGAGCAGACUUGCGCUGUAUUGCCAGAUGACUCUCCUCUGUUGGAUAGAGUGCUUGUUAUCAUGGACCUUUGUCCACCUGUUGAGUCCCAGGGGUAUAUCGGUGGAUUGGGAGCAGGGACCAAGCCUACAGUCAAGGGAACAAAGCAUCGGAAACAGCAAAACCGGUCUAAACGGACGUCGCAGGAGCAUAGUUCGGUACUCAGCAGGAAAAAGAGUGAUAUCAAAUCCAUGGUGGACUGAGCAAUUUGUAUUAAACACAACUCAACACUUCACGCUGAGAAAAUUUGUGUACAUCUUCUGUUGCAUUGCGGAAAUCGUUCAACUGGAUGUGUCUUGUCAAUAAAACACAACUGUGAGAUGCAGAAUAGACAAGUAUAUCAAGUGUAUGACAUCGCUUGAACGCACAAUGUCUGAUCAAUAAAACACAACUGUGUGAUUCGAAACGGUUAAGUAUAUAUUAUCCAGUGAAUGGACUCAAUAUAUUAGAAACGGAUAAGUAUUCUGUCACAUAAAUGAUAGAUUGUACACAACGCUCCACAUCACCAUGCAUGAGCUAUUUAGAGUAGGAACGAAGGGCUACUACUAA